AAUAAACGGUCAAACACAUGACAUUAACAAUUAUGAUUUAAAUCAUCAAACGAUGCGUAAUCCAAAGACUGGGACCUGAAAAUAAUUACUCCCAUCCGCCUUGAACACAGCAUCCCGUACCCGCCAUUCUGUUGUCACGUGACGAUCUAACGCAAUAUGGCGGCGCACUGUAUUAGCUAUUUAGCAUCACUGAUGGAAUAAGAGUCCCACGGCGUGUUCAUUUUAGGAUUUUAAAGGGAGUGUUCUCUGAAAUUCAGUGUAACGUUUGUAUGGGCUAAAGCCAGGCUGUUGACGUUCUGAACCUGACAUCAGCCAUGGCCGGAGGAGCAUCGACCAGAUACAAACUGGGAGACCUUGUCUUCGCCAAGAUGAGGGGCUUCCCCCAUUGGCCUGCUCGGGUCUGCAGUAACGAUGUAACCAAGAAAAUGAUUGGUGUGUUCUUCUUCGGGACCCACCAAAUUGGUCUGGUUCUGCGGGACAAAGUGGUACCUUAUGCGGGAAAUCAAGCCAAGUAUGGCAAAGGGGUGCGGAUCAGAGGAUUCACAGAAGGCAUGUGGGAGAUCCAGAACACACCAGGUGUUGAAAGUAAACAAAAGUCGCCAACUAAGACAAGUUCUCCUAAAGCUCCAACGGGGAAGGAUCCUGCUCCCCAGAAAAGCCCUAAUCGGGGGGGCAGGCGUCCAAAACAAAGCCCAGCUGAACCUGCUAGUGGGUCUGCUUCUGUUGACACUACUGCUGAAACUACGAAACCCAUGUCAGCUGAACCUGCUAGCAGCUCCAUACCUGGUGCUGGUAAAAAAGUUGUUGCAACACCAAAAUCGAAAACCACGAAAGCCCCCGCACCAAGAGAGACAACCUCCCCGACCGCUACAUCUGUCACUGAAGACGUUAUUCAACCUAAAGUCAGACGCACGCGCAGUUUGAAAAACGCUAGUAGCCCUCAAACAGAGCAUAAGGCCAUUAAAGUCUUGCCAGCCAAACCUUCUGGCAUUUCUGUGGCCCUAACUGAAGCUACCACUGCUGAAACUAGCAUUCCAAGCCCAGCUAAAUUCCCUCUAAACUCUCCUCCUUUAACAAAUGCUACCACAGCUGAAACUAGCCAAUUAAGCUCAGCUAAAGCUACAAGGAGCACUACUCCUGUAACCAAGGCUACCACAGCCAGUAUUAGCAAUCCAAGCCAAGCUAAGGCUACAAGGAGCUCUGCCCCCUUAACUGAUGCUACCACGGCUAACAUCAGUCAACCAAGCCUAGCAAAAAAUACAAGGAGCUCGACUCCGUUAACUGAAGCUAUCUCUAGUAAAUCAAGUCCAUCUAAAGUCACUAGGAGCUCUGCUCAAUUAACUAAUGCUUCUGUUGAUGAUAACACCACCAAAGCAACGCCAGCGAAACCUGCUACCAUCUCUAUUCUUUUAUCUAAUGUCAGCAAUGCUAAAUGCCAAUCAAGCCCAGCUAAAGUAACAAGGAGCUCAGCUCCAUUGAUCGAUGCUUCCACAACUAAUGCUGGCCAACCAAGCCUAGCUAAAGCUACAAGAAGCUCUACUCCGUCAACUGAUGCUACCACAGCCAAUGCUAUCCAACCAAGCCUAGCUAAAGCUACAAGAAGCUCUACUCCUUCAACUGAUGCUACCACAGCCAAUGCUAUCCAACCAAGCCUAGCUAAAGCUACAAGAAGCUCUACUCCUUCAACUGAUGCUACCACAGCCAAUGCUAUCCAACCAAGCCUAGCUAAAGCUACAAGAAGCUCUACUCCUUCAACUGAUGCUGCUACCACAGCCAAUGCUAUCCAACCAAGCCUAGCUAAAGCUACAAGAAGCUCUACUCCUUCAACUGAUGUUACCACAGCCAAUGCUAUCCAACCAAGCCUAGCUAAAGCUACAAGAAGCUCUACUCCUUCAACUGAUGCUGCUACCACAGCCAAUGCUAUCCAACCAAGCCUAGCUAAAGCUACAAGAAGCUCUACUCCUUCAACUGAUGCUACUUCCACAGCCAAUGCGAUCCAACCAAGCCUAGCUAAAUCUUCAAGAAGCACUUCUCCUUUAACCAUUGUUAACAAAUCGAAUGCUAGCCAACCAAGCCUAUCUAAAGCUACAAGGAGCUCUGCUCUAUUAACUGAUAGUACCAUUGCGAUCGCUAGCCAGCCAAGCAUAGCUAAAGUGAAAAUGAGCUCUACUCUUUUAACUGAUGCUAUCCCAGCUAAUGAUAGCCAACCAAGCCGAGCUAAAGCUACAAGGAGCUCUACUCCUCUACCUGAUGCUAUCACAGCUAAUGCUAGCCAACCAAGCCGAGCUAAAGCUACAAGAAGCUCUAGUCCGUUAACUGAAGAUAUCACUGGCAAACCAAGCCCAUCUAAAGUCACUAGAAGCUCUACUCCUUUAACUGAUUCUAUCACAGCCAAUGCUAGCCAACCAAGCCAAGCUAAAGCUACAAUAAGCACUGCUCUUUUGACCGAUGCUACCACGGCUAACACUAGCCAACCAUGCCCAGCUGAAGCUACAAUAAGCUCUGCUCUGUUAACCGAUGCGACCCCAGCUAGUGCAAGCCAACCAAGCCUAGCUAAAGCUACAAGGAGCUCUGCUCCAUUAACCGAUAGCACCACAGCUAACGCUAGCCAACCAACCACAGCUAAAGCCACAAGGAGCUCUAGUUUGUUGACCGGUGCCCCAAUAGCUAACGCUAACAAAUCAAGCCUAGCUAAAGCUACAAGGAGCUCUACUUCAUUAACCGAUAGAACAACAGCUAGCGCUAACCUUCGAACCACAGCUAAAGCUACAAGAAGCUCGACUCCUUUAACCGAUAAUACUACAAGUAAUUCCAGCCAAUCAACCCAAGCGAAAGCUACAAGGAGCUCUACUCCAUUAACUGAUGCCAUCACAGCUACCAAAGUCACCCCAGCUGAACUGGCAAGCAGUUCCAUACCUGGUGCUGGUCCACCCGCUGAUCAGACUGCAGACCAAACGCCUCCACCUCAAACCAUGACACCCCCCACACCUAGAGAGACCACCACGCCGUCAGCUCCAUCUGUCACUGAAGACGCUACUCAUCCUCAAACCAUGACAGCCCCCACACCUAGAGAGACGACCACGCCGUCAGCCUCAUCUGUCACUGAAGACGCAACUCAACCUCAAACCACGACAGCCCCCACACCUAGAGAGACGACCACGCCGUCUGCUCCAUCUGAAGGCGCUGCUGAACCCCAAGUCCGACGCACACGCAGUUCCACUACUUCAGCUCCCCAGUCCGAUGGACCUAGUGGUUCUAGUAGUCACGGUACUACUCACAUGAGGAAGAGGCGGGGAGAGGUGGAACAGGAGGAAGGAGAGAACACGGAAGGAAAGAAGGAGGAUGGGAGCGUUGAGCCGACCGAGGCAAAGGAGAAGUCCACCGUUGAAGAGGACCAGCAGCGGCAGCAGCGUCUGGCUGUCAGGAGAGAGAAUGUGCUGCGUUCUCUGCGGGGUCUGAUCACCACCAGGAGAGGAAGAGGAGGCAGGAGGAAGGAAACCACGUGGAGCCGUCUGGGUCAGCGGGUGAGAAAGGUGGAGAAACUCCGCAGCAGGACGGCCACCGCGGCACCGAGCCAAUCAGCACGCGGCAGAGGACGGAGGCGCUCCACGACCGGCGGAGACCGGACACUCACUCAUGAGGAGCUGAGGAAGCAGGAGGCGGGGAGGAAGGAGACGAGGGAGGAGGAGGAAGAGGGGAGGAAAGAGGAGAAGGACGAGAGCCAGGGCACCAGAGGGAGUAGAGGAGGGAGAAGAGGAGGAAGGAGAGGAAGAGGACGAGGACGAGGGAGAGGAGGAGGCGGGAGAGGGAGGAGCCCAGCGGCGAAGCAGGAGUCUGAACCACAGGAAGACCGGAGGAGGAGCAAGAGAGGCGCAGGGGUGGAGGAGGAGGAGGAGGAGAGGAUGGAGGAGGUGAAGCCACCACAGAGGAAGAGGAGAACUACCCGCCCAGAGGAGAAGGAGGAGGAGGAGAGGGAGGAGGUGAAGCCACCACAGAGGAAGAGGAGAACUACCCGCCCAGAGGAGAAGGAGGAGGAGAAGAGGAUGGAGGAGGUGAAGCCACCACAGAGGAAGAGGAGAACUACCCGCCCAGAGGAGAAGGAGGAGGAGGAGGAGAGGGAGGAGGAGGUGAAGCCACCACAGAGAAAGAGGAGAACUACCCUCCCAGAGGAGAAGGCAGAGGAGAAGGAGGUGGAGGAGAGGAUGGAGGAGGGCGGUGCGGAGCUGCAAGGCAUGCUGGGUGAUGGAGUUGAGCAGCAGAGUGUCGGGGAGACCAGAGGAACGCUGCUGGACUCCACGCUGCACCGUAUCCAUGGCGACCUGCGCAUCGCCCUCAAGUCAGACAGCCCUGAUGUGUCCAGGUGUGUGUCUGCGUUGGACCAGCUCAGCAUGCUCUAUGUGACGUCUCGUCACGUUCAGAAGCACAGUGAGCUUGUGUCUACACUGCGGAAGAUGCGCUAUUACAGAGCGUGCCAGGCUGUGAUGGACAAGGCGUCCAUGUUGUACUGUCGCUUUAAGAACUCCUUCCUGCUGGGGGAGGGAGAGGAGGUGCUGAGCCAGGCCUACCUCCACUCACUCCUCCAGGAGAGGGAGAGGGAGGAGCAGCAGAGGUGGAAGCUGGAGGAGGAGAGGAGGAAGAGAGGGGCGGAUGGAGAGAGCAGAGGAGAAGAGGAGGUGCAGAGCAUUCAAACCCAAGGUCCAAUGGAUGCUUCCUGACCAUAUGGAAUGUACAAACUCUGAUUAAAUGUUCUUGCAGUUGGAGAUUUCCUGAAUGAACAUGUUUUUUGCUUUCAUGUAUAGUUUGAGUGUGUGUCAGUUUAUACUUUAUACUUUUAGUUUAUUUUUAAAAAGGUUGGUACCGUUCUGUAUCAUAGCAUCUUGCUUUCAAAAUUAAAACAGUUUUGAUAAACUG
This is a messenger RNA of Gadus morhua (Atlantic cod), 4911 nucleotides long. RefSeq names its product flocculation protein FLO11. The record is from RefSeq and is a predicted model, not a curated record. The transcript has 10 exons. The coding region runs from base 315 to 4715 and encodes 1466 amino acids. Lineage: Eukaryota; Metazoa; Chordata; Actinopteri; Gadiformes; Gadidae.